UUUACAUCUAGGAGCAGGGCUGGUGAGAUGAAGAUCAUUGCUGUGUGAUGGCUGUGGUGAAUGCACGUAUUGCGCAUUUAGGCGCUGAUGUCCUGAAUAACCUGGCGGCUGCCUUCUUACGACAUGAGGAAUUCAGCAAUAGUGAACCACCCGGGAAGCGUCGCAAGACAGCUGCAGCUCCCCGGAGCUUGAGAGAUUCAACACAUACGCCACUUGGUUCCGUUCCUUCUGGGUAUAUACCUCUGGCACGCUUCUCCUUGUACCUGGACUUCGCGCACACUGUCUCGUUGCCACCUGGUUUUGAAAGCCCCAUCGCUGUUUCCAUCGAAGUUGCAGAGAGUUCUCACGGGGCCACUCCUAACUCCCACCGUAUAGGGUCUAGGCAGAUCUCGAGUGACUGUUUCAAGCUACAGUUGGCGACUGUAUCGACUAAAGAGGUAAUUCUUGACAUCACGUCUAGUGAUCCAGAACUAGUCAAGUUUGGAGAGAACCUGGAGCUCGCCCGUGGUCUUCCUUGCGGUGAUCGAUAUGGCACCAAAGUGCCAGCUGCAUGUUACGUUUCUACGCUUUUCUAUCUGCCCGAAAACAGUUACUUUCGCCUCGAAACAACAUUGCUUUGGAAAGAUUCUCUUGAAAUCUUACAACAACGCCGUCUGACACAAGAACAUUAUCGUGUAUUUUGCAAGUAUGCUUUGCAAGGUGAUGAUACUACGCCAAUAGGAGGGUCCCAGUCGCGCAACCGAAAAUCGUCAGAGUCUUCUUGGUCGCCACAUGAUUUCUACCAGAACGUUUAUGUCCCACCAAUAACCCCACAAUCAUCGGAGGAGAUAAAAUGCCAUAUGAUCGAGUGCCAACUUUUUCCAUUCCAAAGGAGAGCAGUUAGAUGGCUUCUGCAAAGGGAGGGCAUGGCGCUUCAAUCGGAUGGCCGAGUGCUUCCUUCCAGGCGCCCAUUGAAUGGCUCGCUGCCUACUUCAUUCCAAACGUUCACCGAUGCAGACGGACGUGUCUGCUUUUCGAGCCAUCUGUUUUUAGUUGCCACCACUGACCUCCAUAACUGGUACGACGCGGGAGAGUAUCUUAAGGGGGGCAUCUUAGCCGAGGAGAUGGGGUUAGGAAAGACAGUUGAGAUGAUCAGUUUGAUCUGCCUUAACAAGCGUCCACUGAGUUCUGACAUGGGUUUGAACGGUUCGAAUGGCGGCUUGGAACCAUCGGGGGCGACUUUGAUUAUAACCCCUCCCGCAAUCCUCGAACAAUGGGAGCAAGAGAUCCGGUCGCACGCACCAGGCCUCCGCGUAACUCAUUAUGAAGGUAUCCAGCGGCACAAGACGAUGUCUAAUCAAGAGUUAGUCAACUUUCUUGUGGAUCACGAUGUCGUACUCACUACUUACAAUGUCCUUGCUCGAGAGGUCCAUUAUUCUGGAGAUGCCCCAAAACGAGAUCUACGGCACGAAAAAAGGUUUGAACCAAGGAAAUCACCCCUGGUUCAGAUCUCUUGGUGGAGGGUUUGCCUUGACGAAGCUCAAAUGAUUGAAACUGGAGUCAGUAACGCAGCAAAGGUUGCCCGUUUGAUUCCUUGCCAAAAUGCUUGGGCAGUGACCGGAACUCCUCUUCGCAGAGAUAUUACCGACCUGCUUGGACUUUUGCUUUUCCUCCACUAUGAGCCAUUCUGUGGAGUUUGGAACAGAUUAUGUCACUUCUUCAAACCAACACUAGCGCAAAUAGUCCACAGCACUGCAAUCAGGCACAAUAAAGAUAACGUUCGGGAUGAGCUUCGACUGCCGCCUCAAAAGAGAAUCGUUCUCACAGUUCCUUUUACUGCAGUUGAAGAGCAGCGGUACGGGCAAUUGUUCGAGCAAAUGUGCGAAGAAUGUGGUCUUGAUUAUACGGGUGCUCCCGUUACCGAUGACUGGAACCCUGAUGACUUUUCGGUAAUUGAAAAGAUGAGAAGCUGGCUUGCUAGACUUCGACAAACUUGCCUUCACCCUGGGGGAAAUCACCGCCGAGGACUAGGCACAGGAGGCCCUCUACGAUCUGUGAAUGAAGUUCUCGAGGUCAUGAUCGAUCAAACCGAUUCACUGGCUCAAGCAGAGGAGCGUACUCUCUUGUUGUCCCAAGCACGCCGCGGGCAAUUACUAGAGAAUGCUCUGCACCGACAGGAGGCUCUUGACGUGUGGACCAAGUCAUUGGAGAGGGCAAAUGCCAUUGUCGAGGAAUGUCGAGAACGGCUGAACUCGGAAUGUGCAAAAAAUGGAAUUAGAACCCCGAAGGUUGAUGACGACAGCGCAUCGGCCGAAAUAAGCGACAAUGAGGGCAAUGAGAUGGAGAAGAACACUCGCGUAGGUACAUACCGCCAAAGACUGCGUUUUGCCCUCGACGUUCAGCAUACUUGCGUUUUCUUCACUGCAAAUGCCUACUACCAAAUCAAGACGGAUCCAAACCUUACCACGCCUGAUACCGAAAAGUUUAAGUCUUUGGAAAAGUCCGAAAUGGAAGCAUAUGAAACUGCGAAACUCAUCAGAAAAGAGAUGUUAGCUGAUGUCUCGAGAAAGGCAAGCCGUUAUAUGAGGAAAAUCAGAGAAAAGCAAAAAACACAACAGUUUGUGAAAAUUCCAAAGAUGAACCCUGAGCUUUAUAGCAGUGGUUUAGAAUCACGUCGGGUUCUCGACAGAUUCGAAGAUUUUUGUGAGGCUUUGAACGGGCACGCUGUGCAAUACGAUAUGUGGCGUCAGAUUAUGAUAAAGCUGCUUUCACGCUCAUUGAUAGACCAGGAAGACGACUCAGAGCUCGAAGGCGACGAGUACGAAAAAUCCACGAAACUUCAAGAUGAGAUGUAUGUCUACAUGGAAGCUCUGCGUGCCAUGUUUGCCGAUCGGAAUGAUGCUCUCACCGGACAGAAAAAUACUCUAAUCGCCCAUGAGGUCAAAAUGGGCAUCAUCCAAGCACAAAAAGGCGAAGGCCCUUCUCCGAAGCUUUAUCUGGAGACUAUGAAUGCUCGUAGUGAUAUCAAGCCAGAACCCCAGCUCGGUUCGCUUCGGGGCAUCAUCAGCGAACUUCGUAGCCUUACCACCUCCCUUGAGUGGCAGGCGAACGAGGGCAGUUCGCGAGCUCGUGCUGAGCUGGGGCUUGUCACUUUAGUACUCAAACAUGCUAGCAAUAUGGCAUCCGAGCAAACCAAGGCUGCCUUGAAUUUGAGCAAGGAAGUGGAGAUGUUUCGGGACACAAUGAACCACCGUUUGGAGUAUUAUCGCCAAUUACAGCGAAUUUCAGAUACUGUCGCCCCAUAUGACGAAGAGAGUGUCGGAAAGCCGCUGAAUGAAGCGGUCUUCGCUGCUCAACUGGAGCAAGAGCGCAUAACUGCGGAAAAGGUUUCUUCACUCAAGGCUAAACUGCGCUACCUUCUACACUUGCGAGAUGAAUCUGGCUCGGACGAGUCCUCUAGGAUAUGCAUUAUAUGCCAGUCGGGGUUUGAAAUUGGAGUCUUGACGGUUUGUGGACACAAAUACUGUAAAGAAUGUUUACAGUUGUGGUGGAGUCGAAGUCGGACUUGUCCAACAUGCAAAAAGCGAUUAAAAGCGAACGAUUUCCAUCAGAUCACCUACAAACCCCAGGAAUUUGUCGCCGAAGAAGAAAAGGCCCCUAUGAAGAUGGGAUCCGAACGCCUCAGAAAGAAUUCUAUAUACACCGACAUUAGCUCUGGGACACUGAGCGAAAUCAAGAAUAUCGACCUCGAUAGCUCCUUUGGUACCAAAAUCGACACCCUGGCGCGUCACAUCUUAUGGCUGCGCGAGCAUGACCCCGGUUCGAAAUCUGUCGUGUUUUCUCAAUAUAGGUAUUUUCUUGGUAUCCUCGGAUCGGCAUUCAAAAAAUUCCAGAUUGGAUAUAGCACUUUUGAUAACAAAGACGGCAUACACAUGUUCAAGACUGAUCCCUCGGUUGAAUGUUUUCUUUUGCACGCCGAAGCACAGUCAUCCGGUCUUAACCUUGUCAAUGCUACCCAUGUAUUUCUCUGCGAACCGCUGGUCAAUACGGCAAUCGAGCUUCAAGCAAUAGCCCGUGUGCAUCGGAUAGGUCAACGCCGACCUACCACGGUUUGGAUGUAUCUGGUUUCAGAUACCGUCGAGCAAUCGAUCUACGAACUCUCCGUAUCUCGCCGCCAGGAUCACAUUAUCCAAAAGGAAAGACAAAGAGAGUCUCACUCAACCAUGUCCCAGCAAGAUGACAAGGCCCUCGAAAAGCAUGUCACCGAUUCUACAGUGUCCUCGACAGAUGGUACGGAUAAGGAUAUUGCUGUCACCGAAGUCGCUAUCGACUCAGCAAAUUCCUCGGAGAUUCAAGAUGCCCCACUGUCUAAGCUGAUUGCUGGAGGUUCGGGAGGAGAAAUCGUGAAGAAAGACGAUCUAUGGCAGUGUCUAUUUGGCAGGACAAGCAAGACAAAGGAAGCAUUAUAUGGCUCAGACAAUGCCCACAGGGAAGUGGCAAGGUUCCUCAGAGGAGAAGCAGCAGAAUCGCGGCGGACUGACCCCACUCCUCCAUGAUGGCGAUUGUACUUGAUAUCUACUACGUUUGUUUGCUCUUUGAUUGAUAUUAGAUGAUAGCGCCUCAGUCAUACUACGAUACAUGAAUGAGAUUAUGAAACUUUUCC
This is a messenger RNA of Aspergillus campestris IBT 28561, 4642 nucleotides long. RefSeq names its product putative SNF2 family helicase/ATPase. Gene Ontology annotation, molecular function: ubiquitin protein ligase activity; ATP binding; ATP-dependent chromatin remodeler activity. The transcript is spliced from 5 exons. The record is from RefSeq and is a predicted model, not a curated record. Bases 48 to 4535 code for a protein of 1495 amino acids. Gene Ontology annotation, cellular component: nucleus. Gene Ontology annotation, biological process: DNA damage response; protein polyubiquitination. Lineage: Eukaryota; Fungi; Ascomycota; Eurotiomycetes; Eurotiales; Aspergillaceae.